Messenger RNA from Ostrea edulis (European flat oyster), 1631 nucleotides. RefSeq lists its product as uncharacterized. The record is from RefSeq and is a predicted model, not a curated record. NCBI's taxonomy places the organism in Eukaryota, Metazoa, Mollusca, Bivalvia, Ostreida, Ostreidae. Gene Ontology annotation, molecular function: ubiquitin protein ligase activity; translation repressor activity; protein binding. Bases 12 to 1334 code for a protein of 440 amino acids. Gene Ontology annotation, biological process: negative regulation of translation; protein polyubiquitination; proteasome-mediated ubiquitin-dependent protein catabolic process. The transcript has a single exon.
AAGAGUUAGAAAUGAGAAUUUAUCCCCAAUACGAAGAAACGACCUCCGAUGUCCAAACUGAAAAAGCCGAGUUAGAAACAAAUUACGGAGAACUGACAACAAUCGCCGAUCAACAAGGAGAAGUCUUACACGGAGAGAUCACCGCCAUUGUCAACCAGCGGAAAUCCGACAUUCAGGAGAUGAAAAACAAACACCUAUCUACCCUGAAUAAAAAUACAGAAGAAAUCACACAGAAAAUGGCGGAACUCAAACAGAUCAUGUCCGACUUGAAAUCAAUCCUAAAAUCAAAUGACGUCUCCUUAACCUCUACUUACCAAUCUAGGAAUUCCGAAUUUAGAACAUUACCGCCUAAAGUCCGAGUUACAGUACCCAGUUUGUCUGUUCAGAAAAUAAACAAAGAUCAGCUCAAUGAAAUUUUUGGUUCUCUGUCGCCAUUAUCCAUUAACACAGAACAUGACGACACAAUGAAGUUAGCAGAAUCUGUAAUGUCUCCUCCAGUCAAACCACUGCUUGAUGAGCCGUGCGUCACCGCCACCAUAAACACUGGGUAUAACAAUCUAUACAGUGUUAGCUGUCUGAGUGAAGAUCAAGUCUGGACAGGCGGGGAUAACGAAACCAUGAAGCUGCUCAACCUCCAGAGUAAACUACUGACAUCAAUACAAACCAAGUCAGGGAACAAACCAACAGACAUAGCAGUGACACGGGACGGAGAUCUUGUUUAUACUGACUAUCAUGAUAAAACUAUAAACUUAAUUAAGAAUAAACAGAUACAGACCGUGAUCACACUACAGGGGUGGUACCCUCUCUCUGUCUGCUGUACCGCCUCUGAUGAUCUCCUGGUUACCAUGAUCAGUGAUGAUCUCAAACAAUCCAAAGUCGUGCGUUACUCCGCCACAGAGAAACAAAGCAUUCAGUUUGAUGAUCAGGGUCGUCCUCUCUAUUCAUCUGGUGGUUAUAUCAUUGACAUUUUUGGUAUCCUUAACAAUAAAUCCAUCAGUGAGAACAAGAACCUGGAUAUCUGUGUGGCUGACUAUAGAGCUAGAGCAGUAGUGGUGGUCAAUCAGUCAGGAAAACUCCGAUUUAGAUACACUGGUCAUCCCUUAAAUACCGAGCUAUCAUUUAAUCCAUUCGGCAUCACUACAGACAGCCAGAGUCACAUCCUGACAGCAGACUGUUGGAAUCACCGUAUCCACAUCCUAGAUCAGGACGGACAGUUCCUCCGUUACAUUCACUGUCAUUUAGAACGUCCAUUAGGUUUAUGUGUGGACAUCAGAGACAACCUCUUUGUGGCUGAGUGUAACACUGCUAAAGUGAAGAAAAUCCAAUAUCUAUAAACACAGUGUUAAUUACACAGCUCUACAGUGUUAAUUACACAGCUCUACACAGUGUUAAGUACACAUCUCUACAGUGUUAAUUACACAUCUAAAAACCCUGUUCAUUACACAUCUAAACACAGUGUUAAUUGCAUCUUUGUGUUGAUUACAGCUGCUUGUUGAUUACAGCCCUGUGUUAAUUACAGCCCAAAGUUUGUGAGUUUAACUGAACAGUCUGACAUUAUUUUGUUUGUGAAUUCUAUCAUUCAAUAUGUGUUUGAUUUUACAAUGUAUAUAUUAGAUAAACAUGAUACAGAG